AUGGCUCUCCGUCCGUGCAAGGUCCUAAUCGUGGGAGGUGGAAUCGCUGGUCUCGCCCUUGCUCUUAUGCUGGAAAACAAUGCCGUUGACUAUGUGUUACUUGAGGCAUACCCAAAGAUUGUGACAGAUGUUGGGGCUGGUAUCUGCAUGAUGCCUAACGGUCUCCGAAUCCUUGAUCAGUUGGGCUGCUAUGAGGAUCUACUCAGUCAUACCCAGACUUCCGUUACUGAUAUAUCCUGGCGAGAUCUAGAAGGCAAGGUACUAGGCUCGGUAGAUGGGUCGGUAUUGAAUGAAAGAUAUGGUUAUCAUGCUCUGUGUAUGGACCGCCAGGGGCUGCUCGCGACUCUUUACGGCCGGAUCUCAGACAAAUCAAAGUUGUUGACUCAGAAGCGUGUCGCAACAGUUGAACACGCCGAGAGCUGCGUCGAGGUCACCACGACAGAUGGCUCUAUAUACCGCGGUGACAUUCUUGUCGGAGCCGAUGGGACCCACUCCUGUAUCAGACAGGAAAUGACUCGGUUGGCAAGAAACCUUCGGAUCCAGGAUGACUACAAUGAUGAGCCACCUGCAACCUAUUCCUGCGUCUUCGGCGUGUCAACUGGAAUUCCUGGAAUCGCCCCUGGCUGUCUUGAUUUUGUAGUAAACCACCAGUCCUCAUACGUCAUUGGAAGUGGACCUGAAAACCGGACGUACUGGUUUCUGAUGUCCAAUAUGGGGAAGACAUUCUACGGCGCAGAUAUCCCUCGAUUAGACAACAAAGAACUAGACGCCCUUGCUCAAAAGCACUGGAAUGACCACAUUACGCCUGACGUGCGAUUCUCAGAUCUCUACAAGAACAGGAUGUCGACUAUAUACACUCCUAUGCGUGAAUGCGUGGACAGAAAAUGGCACUUGAACCGAGUUAUGCUCAUUGGAGAUGCCGUUCACAAGUCUCAUGGAGGUUUUAUCGCAACCAUCCUCGUGGGGUGCACCAUCAAUGACAGAGCUGCACAGCAUCUUUCAGAAGGUCCAGGAUCUCCGCGCCCCGAGAUUGUCCCAGUUGAUGGAGAUGGCCCAUUUUCGGCAGCGAAUGGACGCUAUGGAGACCCCGGAACUCAGAGAUACUGUUUUGAACAGGUUCUCAAAAUUAUUACCGGUAGUAAUAGAGCGAUGGGACACGACCUUUCUCCCGGCGGUCUCGUUGAGAAUGCUUGA
Messenger RNA from Aspergillus caelatus, 1194 nucleotides. RefSeq names its product FAD-dependent oxidoreductase. Lineage: Eukaryota; Fungi; Ascomycota; Eurotiomycetes; Eurotiales; Aspergillaceae. The transcript has 3 exons. Gene Ontology annotation, molecular function: FAD binding. Bases 1 to 1194 code for a protein of 397 amino acids. The record is from RefSeq and is a predicted model, not a curated record.